Messenger RNA from Penicilliopsis zonata CBS 506.65, 207 nucleotides. RefSeq lists its product as hypothetical. The record is from RefSeq and is a predicted model, not a curated record. Gene Ontology annotation, biological process: maturation of SSU-rRNA; ribosomal small subunit assembly; translation. Gene Ontology annotation, cellular component: cytosolic small ribosomal subunit; ribosome. The coding region runs from base 1 to 207 and encodes 68 amino acids. The transcript is spliced from 3 exons. Lineage: Eukaryota; Fungi; Ascomycota; Eurotiomycetes; Eurotiales; Aspergillaceae. Gene Ontology annotation, molecular function: structural constituent of ribosome.
AUGGAUUCCGCCAAAGCCCCCGUUAAGCUUGUGAAGGUCACUCGUGUCCUCGGCCGCACCGGCUCUCGCGGUGGUGUGACCCAGGUGCGCGUCGAGUUCAUGGAUGACCAGACCCGUUCUAUCAUUCGCAACGUCAAGGGACCCGUCCGUGUCGAUGAUAUCCUCUGCCUGCUCGAAUCUGAGCGCGAAGCUAGACGUCUGAGAUAA